AUGGGGGAGCACCUAGUACAUGUGGAGAUGGUGCUAUCAACUUUGGAGAACAAAUGGGUGGCUAACCGUAAGAAAUGUGGGUUCGGGCAAACUGGGAUUAAAUAUUUGAGUCAUACCAUUUCAGACAAAGGGGUUGAGAUGGAUUCUGAAAAAGUGAAGGCAGUGAUGAAAUGGGGCAGGCCAAAAACGGUGAAAGGACUAAGGGGCUUUUGGGGGUUUGUUCGAGAUUACAGAAAGAUUGUGAAGUCCCUCACGGAGCUAUUAAAGAAAGGAGAGUUUUUGUGGAAUGAAAAGAUAGAAGAAGCUUGGCAGAGUUUGAAGCAGGCUAUCACGACAGCUCCGGUGCUGUCUGUACCAGAAUUCCAACAGCCUUUUCAAAUAGAAUGUGACGCCUAG
This is a messenger RNA of Vigna radiata var. radiata (mung bean), 396 nucleotides long. RefSeq lists its product as uncharacterized. The transcript has a single exon. NCBI's taxonomy places the organism in Eukaryota, Viridiplantae, Streptophyta, Magnoliopsida, Fabales, Fabaceae. The record is from RefSeq and is a predicted model, not a curated record. The coding region runs from base 1 to 396 and encodes 131 amino acids.